GCUCUAGGCACUUUUUAUGAAAAAAAAAUUAAAAAUUUAUUCUAUUUGCUGCUGUUUAGAAUUCAUAAGCAACCCUAAAACCCACUUAUCCAUCCCACCCACGACCGGACGGCGAACGACCCUCACGGCCCUACCGCAUCACCACCAACCAUCGCCGGAAUCUCUCGCCAGUCGCCACCCCUCACUGGUAGUUCGCUGUGACCUGUGAGUCUUUGACGCAGUCUGCUGUUCACAAUUCGCAAAUCGCAACGCCUGAAGGCCAUCACUGCUGCUGCUGCCUGCACUUGCUGCCGUGAAGUCAAGCUAUCAGGCCUAACGAGGCCACCGUGAUACACCAUACCAACCCACCUUCAAUUAAAUUUCAGCUUGAAUUGAUGCAACAAUGGGUAGUGAAGCCAAAUUAAAAUCAUGGGUCUCCCACAAAUUGAUGUCUCUUUUGGGCUACUCUCAACCUACUGUUGUCCAAUACAUUAUUGGUUUCUCUAAUCAAGCUUCUUCCUCUGGAGAUGUUGUGGGAAAACUUGUGGAGUUUGGGCUAUCAUCGUCUACUGAAACACGUGCUUUUGCAGAAGAGAUUUAUGCUCGCCUUCCUCGUAAAAAUGCUGGAGUUAAUUCUCUGUGUGACAGUGCGACUGCGCCUUCGCCCUUUUCCUUCCUCUUCUUUGCGGCAACUUCUUCUCAGUGUGACUGUGCGCCUUCUCCUUCCUCUUCUCUGCGGCACCAAGAAAAAAACCAAAGCUUACACCGUGAAAUCAAAAGACUUAGGUGCCAUCACCCAGCUGAAGCUCCAAUGGGCCAAGACAAGCCCCUUGUCAUGCGCUAGGAGGGAGACGGGCCUCGAAAGGAAAAGCUAAGAUCGAGCCUACAGAAAUUAGCAAUCCAAUCACUAGUGGAAAAAAUCACAUUUGCUGCGCAACACAUGCUGCGGUUUUACAAAAAAACAGCAUAAAAUUAUUUUUGAAAAAAAAAAUUAAAUAUAUGCUGCGGUUUUCCCGUUGCCCGCAACAAUUAAUUGAAGAUUCACAAGCAUAUGCUGUGGUUUUCUCUUGCCCGCAGCAAUUAAUUAGUACAUGUUGCGGUUUUCUCUCAGCCCGCAGCAAAUAAGCAUUAAAAAAUCCCCCCUUUCAACGUUAUACCCUUAAACCCACACGAAGAAUUUUUAUAAAACACUCGAAAACGGCUGCUACCGUUUCAUAAAACAUCUUCUUCACGCUACUACGUACCGUGUUCUUCUGCAAGUUCCAUUGUCUUCUUCAAGUGCCAUUGUCUUCUUCAAUUUCGCAUACUGUCUUCUUGUUCAACCCACGCACACACUGCUAUUGUCUUAUUCUUCAAGUUCGUUCUUCUUCUUCUUGUUCAAGUUCUUUAAACCCACACGAAAAACCCACGAACAUUUCAAAAUAAACACCAUUUUCGUUCCUUUUCUUCUUCUUUAACAUUUAAAAUCCACCAUUGUUGCUUCCUUCAAAAACCCACGAAAUAAGGGUUUAUUCUUAUUCUUCGUCAAGGUUGCAUAAUCAAAUUUAAAAACAACAUUAUCAUAUCUAUUACAUGUGAUAUUUUGUCAAGAUUACCAACAAAAUGAAGGAAGAAGAUUAUCUGAUUAGACCCUGUUUUGAAGAAAUCCCAUCUUCAAUUAUAUGUGAUAUUUUGUCAACAUUACCAACAAAAUCAUGCUUAAACUGUAAACUUGUAUGUAAGGAAUGGUAUGAGAUUAUUACAAGUUCUAAAUUUGCUGA
Molecule: messenger RNA, 1739 nt
Organism: Amaranthus tricolor (Joseph's coat)
Lineage: Eukaryota; Viridiplantae; Streptophyta; Magnoliopsida; Caryophyllales; Amaranthaceae
Product: pre-mRNA-splicing factor ATP-dependent RNA helicase DEAH1-like
Exons: 6
Coding region: 383-823 (146 amino acids)
Source: RefSeq, a predicted model, not a curated record